This is a messenger RNA of Rhinichthys klamathensis goyatoka, 6080 nucleotides long. RefSeq names its product pleckstrin homology domain containing, family G (with RhoGef domain) member 4 (gene plekhg4). The coding region runs from base 168 to 5048 and encodes 1626 amino acids. The record is from RefSeq and is a predicted model, not a curated record. Gene Ontology annotation, molecular function: guanyl-nucleotide exchange factor activity. Lineage: Eukaryota; Metazoa; Chordata; Actinopteri; Cypriniformes; Leuciscidae. The transcript is spliced from 24 exons.
GUGUCAGUGUGUCGGAGACCUGCAGUUUGGAAGGGUUAGUGAGCAACACACACAAACUUGCCCACUCAGCACACAUGCACGCACACCCACACGCAGCCAUGGCACAGGACGCUGCCGGACUCACUGGAAAAUGAAUCUAAUGAAGGGAAGGACAAUCCGCCUGCAGCAUGGACUCUGAAUCUCUGGACAGCUGUAUCCAGAGCACGCUCUCUGCUCUCUACCCUCCAUUUGAAGCCACUGCGGCCACCGUGCUAUGCCAGGUGUUGGACGUGGUCGAGACAACAUACCGUGGGGACGGGCUGCGCUACAUCAUUGACUUCCUGGUGCCUGCUAAACACAUCCUUCAGAGCAUUCAACAAGAUGCAUGUUUUCCAUACUGUGGUUACCUUUUUCGUCAUGAAGGCUGGCCACUGUGCGUUCAUGAGAAGGUCAUAAUCCAGCUCUCCUCUUUGGAUUGGCGUGUGUUACGGCCCAGCGACUUCUACUUGCAGGUGACGCCAACACCCAAAAGCACCCCGCGCAUCACAGUGAAGUGUCUGGCAGUUAGUGGGCAGCAUGUGGAGGAGCUUACCGUACCGGAGCUAGCAUACACCUCUCUAAUCACCAUGGACUGGCUGGAGUCCAUCAACCGGGAGAGGACUGUGGUCAGAAGAGCCGCCCUGGAACACUGUCUUUUAUCAGCGGAUAAUGACAUUUUUAGGGUACCGUGGGAGGAUAUUGUUCACCCAGAGUUUAUCAGCAGACCUUCCCAAGUUACAGAACAAGGCGGAAGUAGAGGAAUGGCCAAGGAAGUUUCAGACACAGAGGGGAGGGACUCUGACGUAGAUCAAAAAGACAACCCUGAGGACAUACAAUGUAGGAUUUUUAUUGACACUUCCACAGACCAAUCAGGGGAGAUGGACUGUCAGAGCAAGGGGGUUAAGCUCCUCCCUGCUCUCAGUGAGAUCAAUAAAGAUAGCAGUGGGCGGAGCUCUAGCAGCACAGCAGAGGAUUCAGAAGGGGAGUAUGUGGAGCUAGCCGAUAUCACCUUACCACGCUUUUCCCCACAGAAGGGCUCUCUCACUCAAGCCAUUAGUAUGAACUACAGAAAUCUACAUAAACCGCAGACUGCUGGUUCUACUCAGCCUAAAGCCAAACCAGAGGAGGGUCUUUUGAAGAAUGGUGCAUGCUCACAGAGCAUGGUGUGUGCCAUGCUGAUUGAGGAAAACCUGAGUGAUGCCUACCAAUCUGUGAUCUUAACCCCCACUGCUCUUGCAGAGGCAGAAUGUCCGCUCCAGCAGGUGGACGAGUCUAAGCCCACAUCUGCUGCAGCAUCCAGUCAGGAAGUAGACCACAUUGUUUGCCACCUGUCUGCUAAAACCCAGAGUGAAGACCCCUCAGCAGUUCAUCCACCACUGCCGCCCAUCUCCCAGAGGACCCAGCCUGUCCAGAGUGAGGCGCAUGACAUCAAUCCUGAUGUCCUGAACUCAGGAGUGCUCUGCCUACCUGGAACAAGAGAUAAAUCAGGCCAUGCCCUUGUGACCGUGACAAUGAGAAACACUAUCUGGUUGAAUCCAAACUGCAACAGUGGAGAGCUGGUGCGGAUCAUGGUCUACUUCUUCAGUACACUCAGGAAGGAAGUUAGUGCUUUGGGACUGACUGUCCUGGUGGAUGCCCGCAAGUGUUCUCCUGUCCCCGCCCUCUUUAAAGCCUUCAACAUCCUCCAGGAAGCUAUGCCGGGAUGCAUCCAUACAGUACUGCUGCUGGCCGACAGAGAUUUGGCUCUGCGAUUGGAGAAAACCUCUUCUAUACAGGUGGAGUUGUUGACAUCUUUGAAGUCUCUCUAUAAGCAUGUUGACAUCGCUCAACUUCCCACUGAGUUUGAAGGCACUUUCCCUUAUUCCCACAGCAGCUGGGUCUGUUUCAGAAUGAGAUUGGAGCAGCUGACCAGCCAUUGUGAGGAUGCUGUGAACCUGCUUCAGAACUCCAUCAGCAUACUGGAGUCUGCAGUGCUGCCACCUACAGCAGAGGAGGCACAGAUCUUAUUGUGUAAGUACAGAGAGCUGAUGAGGACUGUUCUGGAAGACAGCAGGCUGGUGCGGCUACAGUUGGAGGGAGGAGCCGCUCUGUCCCGUUUACGAAAAGAAGAGACCAGUGUCAGUUUGACAGAGGACUACAGAGAUGCCAUCGAGAAUGCAGGACAUCUGUAUAACCAAGUGGACGAGCUGGUUCACAGACUGGUGAUGCUGUCCAACAAAUGCACACAGGAACUGGAAUUCAUUAUGGAGUUUAAGACCUUGGAGGAGGGAUUCAGAGAGGUGAGUCAGUGGAUAGAGGAGGUGGGAGAGUCUCGUCUGCAGACACUGAGUGAGCUGGAAGAGUCCUUGGAGCAGUUACAUCAUAAACAGACUGUCUUCAGAGAAUUUUACGCUGCUGCAUAUGAGCACUGUAAGAGCGGUGAAGCUCUCCUCAAGCGCUUAGAGAAGUGGGAAGACAUCUCCUCUGCAGAGCUGCAGGUAUACGAGGUGAAAGUGCGCUCAUUCUGGGUCCAUCUACAUGAUUUCUCCCAGCGAGUGGAGGACACCAAGGAUAAAAUUGACAAGACUGUCAGACUCUACGAGUUCUUUGACAAGGCAUAUGAAUGGGCGCUAGAGGGCAUGCGUCAUUUGGCGUGUGUUAGUAUGGAGGAGUGUGGCAUGUCUGAGAAAUGUCAGAGCGUGAUCACAUGUUUGGAGACCUAUCGCACACAGCACCCACCGAUCCAAGACGCACACUUCCAGGAGAUGAAGGACCUCGCUGGGGAGCUGAAGAGUGAGCAGGGACUCAAGCAGUGGAAGUUCGCUUGGUCCAAGUGUCAGGAGACAAAGCAGAUGUUUGAGAAGAAGCUGGAGAUGGCCCUGCGCUCCCGCCGCGAGAGCGACUCCAAAUCAGCAAGGGGUGACUCUUCUCGGCGGAACUCGGACAGUAGCGCUAAACCUCAGGAGCGUAGCAGUAGCAUCUCCUUCUCAUGUCGGAGAGCGUUCGGCGGUGGCUGGGGUCGGGAUAGACUUUCCUCACAGUCCAGCACGUCUUCAACUCCCAGCAGCCCUUUAGGUACACGCCUGGACGCUCGUGACUCUGUCCGAACCCCGACUGGGAGUCUAUAUAGCAUUGAGCACAGAAUUCCUCACAACACCCCUGUCAGAUCCCACAGGCUAACACGUAGCAUCUCCACAGACGAGUCUCCUCAGCAGCCGCAUCUGGAGGGGCUGGCGUGUGCUACGAGCCCAAGCCUCACCUCUAUUGAACCAAACCGCAGGGUUUUGCGAAAGACCCAGAGCUUCGAUACUGCCGGUAGCGAUUCCGUGUCACGGUAUGGGACCUGCCAGAGAACUUUGAGUGAGCCUGCACGGAGAGGAAACACAGGGGUGUUCAUUAAAGGUCUGGAGGUGAGCAGCACUGAAGUGAUCGAUCGGCCAUACAGCCCGCGACUUCCGCCCAUGCAUGGAUGGUCUUCUCUAGAUACUCACUGCAGUGGGAGUCCUGCUCCCGAAACACGAAGCAAGGGCAGUAAACUACGCCACAUUGUAGAUGAGAUGGUCACAACCGAGCGGGAAUAUGUACGCUCUCUGCGGUACAUCAUUGACAACUAUUUCCCUGAGAUGGAGCGCGCUGACCUGCCUCAGGAUCUGCGGGGGAAACGCAGCGUCAUCUUCGGCAACCUAGAGAAAUUAGUGGACUUCCACAGCCAGUAUUUCCUCAAAGAGCUGGAAAGCUGCUGCAACCAUCCAUUACGUGUCAGCCACUGCUUCCUACGACAUCAAGACCAGUUUAGCCUGUAUGCUUUAUACAGCAAGAACAAGCCAAAGUCGGACACACUCCUGGCCAGCCAUGGAAACAGCUUCUUCAGGCAUAAGCAGCUGGAGUUGGGGGAUAAGAUGGACCUGGCGUCGUACCUGCUGAAGCCCAUCCAGCGCAUGAGUAAGUACGCCCUGCUGCUGAAAGACCUGAUCAAAGAAGUGAGUGAGGUCCAGGAGCAGGAGCUAACAUACCUACGUGCUGCCACCGAGAUGGUCAAAUUCCAGCUUCGCCACGGCAACGAUCUGCUCGCCAUGGACGCCAUCAGAGACUGUGAUGUGAAUCUGAAGGAACAGGGACAAUUAGUUCGCCAAGAUGAGUUCACGAUUUUGUAUGGCAGGAAAAAGUGCCAAAGACAUGUGUUCCUGUUUGAGGAUCUGGUGCUAUUCAGCAAACCCAAACGCAUUGAGGGUGGCCUAGAUGUUUACAUAUAUAAGCACUCUUUUAAGACCGCUGAUGUGGGUAUGACAGAGACAUCAGGUGAGAACGUUCUGAGGUUUGAGGUUUGGUUCCGGAGAAGAACUUCAAAGAACCAGACCUACGUUCUCCAGGCCAGCAAUGCAGACGUCAAACACGCCUGGACCUGUGACAUCGCACGGAUACUAUGGCAGCAGGCCACACGGAAUAAAGAAAUUCGAAUGCAGGAGAUGGUCUCUAUGGGGGUGGGCAAUAAACCCUUUCUGGACAUUAAACCCAGCGAUGCUGCUAUCAACGACAGAGCCAUAGACUACAUUAUGAAAGGCAGAGGGGCCAGGACGAGAGCAUCCAUUGCCGUCUCGCUGUUUGACCACUCAAACCCGUUUAAACGAGCUGCAGUAAACGCCCCUGUUAGCGGCCCCCCGGUGGCUGGUGGCCCCUCCUCUUCCACACUGCUGGGGCCCUUAAAUCUGCAUAUGUAUAGCAGCCAAAGCCUGUUAACAGGGGAGAGACCUCUCAUCAGCCCCUGCAUCGAGGAAGACGAGCUGGAACAUGAGACCAGCAGUCAGCCGUCUAUGACUACAGAGAGUUCGGGUUCGUCGUCUCACUGUCUGUCUGGUAGUGGUUCGAGCGGGUCAGACAGCGGAUGUGUGUCCAGUCACCUUCCCGAGGCUUUGUCCGAGGAGCCCAGCUCACCAUGUGACUCCUCCUGUUACUCCUCCAUCACCUCUCCCACCCAAGAGAAAGCCUGCUUUAACAGCCAGUACAUCUCAGCGGGGGAAGCUCAGGUGAUUGGUCCCUCUACUAUAGUGUGAGCUCAGUAACCACUGCUGCAGUUUAAGACCUGUCUGCUUCAGAUUGAGAAGACAACGUUGCCACACCGAAGAGGAGUACAGAGCUAGUAUUUAUUGUUCCUACUGAGUGCAAGCAAAUCUCUUACAGAGUUUAAAAAGCACUCGAAAUAGCACUGUUUCUCUUUUUCUUUUUUAAGCCACUUUUAGCUUCAAUAGCUUUUAUAUAAAUUUAAAAAUGAUCUAUAAAAGUGAAUAAAUAUUCUUGUAUUUAUCUUCUUUUCAAAUGUUAAGAUACAGUAGUGUUCUCAGAUGUAUUAUUAACUGUAAAUACUGUAGUAGUGUACAAAACACUUCUGAACUCUUGCGGUUAUUCAGUUCCCACUCUUUUUCGUUGUUGUUGCCCACUUUGCUGCAGACUUAAGCUGGUUUGAUUUAAAAAAAAUGCCCUAAUGUUAAAAGGCAUGUUCUGAGCAUCAGUUACACUAAAGGUGUUAAGCAGUGUUUAAAGCAUUUGUUGUAGAGUUUCUGCUCUUUCUAGCGUUUCCAUGGUCUUUGGGCCUGUGGUCAGUGUGCGGUGGAAACCGUUUUUGAUAGCUGGCUUGAUCCAGAAUAAGAGAGCAUUAAUUCAGAUCGUACGACUGACCUCAGGUCAGCUCUGCCCUGCACUGCUGCUCCUGGGUGCUGGGUAUUGCUGCUACCUUUUUGGAAAUGGGAGAGUUUUCAAUUCAGUUCUCUUAUUUACAUUAAUAAGUACAACAAAAAAACAACAUGUAAAUUGUAAAUAGUUGCGCCAGUGGUGCUUUAAGGACAUAGCGUUUAGAAAGUAAUCUUUAUACAUGUAUUAACCAGUCAACAUGGGAAUCACUUAAGUGCCAUUCUUUGUUGCCAAUUUAAAUUGUAAGUGUACAAACAAAACAUAAUUUAAAAAAAAAAAAAGCAUUGCAAGUUCCACUUCUAGCUGGAGCAUGAAUAUGUACUCAAGCGUUUCAUUCUUCAAUCUUAACAAGUUCACACAGAAGUAAUAAAGACGGAUUGCUUUGUUUGUACCGAUAA